This is a messenger RNA of Colletes gigas, 939 nucleotides long. Its product is annotated as MORN repeat-containing protein 3-like. The transcript has 4 exons. The record is from RefSeq and is a predicted model, not a curated record. NCBI's taxonomy places the organism in Eukaryota, Metazoa, Arthropoda, Insecta, Hymenoptera, Colletidae.
AUGCGCUAUACUAUACAUUUUUUAAGUUCAAAAAACGACAGUUUCACUCUAGAAAAAUUCAUAAUGUCUAUUUUAAAAACUAUUCGAGAGUCAUGUAUAAAACGUAAAAUAGAAAAUUCUAAGAGGAAUGGUUGGCGACACGCCAUUUUUAGUCCUCGGACUAAACAACUUGUUAAAGGUUAUUACAAAGGAGAAUGGAAAAACGAUAAGAAAGAAGGCAAGGGUAAUGAGAUAGACAGGUCAAAAUUCAUCGAUUCGAAAUUUCAAAGAAACGGAUGGGUAUACGAAGGCAAUUGGCUGAAUGGUAAAAGACACGGUUAUGGCUCGUUAAGUAAAAUUUCGAAAAAUGGCAUUAUUCGUCAACGUUACCUCGGCGAAUGGGUGGCCGGGAAAAAGAACGGAUUCGGAUACGGCUGGUACAACGAUAACAGUUAUUACGAAGGUGAUUUUUGGCAGAAUAAACGGCAGGGUUAUGGUCGUAUUUGGUACUGUAACGGCGACUAUUACGAGGGCACUUGGAGAAACAAUCUUUACGAUGGCGUGGGAAUCUUUGUUAAAGUAAACGGAAAUAGAUACGAGGGUGAAUUUGUCGAGGGCAAGAAAGAAGGUCGCGGCACGUUUUAUCACAUAGUUACCGGCCAGAAGCAACGUGGUUUAUGGAGAAACGAUUCUUGCAUAAGUGGGACAAUUUCAGACUUAUAUUGGCGUCAGUCAGCUCCUCGACCGACGCCAUAUCCUAUUCCACGGGUAUGACACGACGAUGAUAGUAACAAUACAAACGAACUGGCCGAGGAUGACGACGCAAACGAAGACAUCGACGACAACGAAGAUACGGAACCCGUUUACUACGAACCUGUUUGCAAGAAGCCACCGAAACGUAUAAUCGCAAACGUAUGCGUGUCGGUAAACACGUGUACUUGUCUGGAUUCUAUUUUGUAA